GGCUUUGUUUGCCAGCAACUGGAGCGACACAGAGAGGAGAGUCUAUAAGAUCGAGGGCACCUCACCUGAAAUGAUGCGCCUCAUCAUUGAGUACGCCUACAUCAGGACAGUACCAGUCACAGCUGACAACGUUCAAAGUUUGUUGACCGCAGCCGACCAGUUCAACGUCAUGGGCAUCGUGAGACUCUGCUGCGAGUUCUUAUAUUCCCAGAUGUGCUCAGAAAAUUGCGUUGGCAUCUACAGACUCUCAGACUAUUGCUACUGCCCCGAACUGCGAGAAGCAGCCCGCGUGUUCAUCCUCCAUCACUUUGAGGAGGUGACCAGGCUUUCUACGGAGUUUCUAGACCUCUCCAUCGAGGAGUUCACCCACAUCCUGGAGAAGGAUGAGCUCAAUGUGAGACAAGAAGAAACUGCGUUUGAGGCCAUUCUGAAGUGGAUUGAUCACGCCCCGCAGGACCGCAGGCAGCACAUUGCAGUCCUGCUGGGCAAGGUGAGACUGGCACUGAUGCACGCAGAUUAUUUCAUGAACAAUGUCAAAACACACCAGUACGUGCAGGACAACGAGGAAUGCAAAGCUCUCAUCAUAAAAGCCCUGACGGAAAUGUACAACCUUGAUAUGUAUGGCCAAUCCUUUUCUGAUUUCACCCACCUGCUCACCCGUCCGCGCCUGCCCUGCGCUGUCCUAUUUGCUGUCGGAGGCUGGAGCGGGGGGAGCCCAACCAACGCCAUCGAGACCUACGAUUCCCGGGCAGACCAGUGGGUGAACGUCACGUGCGAGCAGGAAAGCCCCCUUGCCUAUCACGGCACUGCUUAUUUUAACGGCUUUGUCUACGUCAUCGGGGGAUUUGACAGCAUGGAUUACUUCAGCAGCGUCAAGCGGUUCGACCCGCUGAGCAAAACGUGGCAGCAGGUUGCCCCCAUGCACUCGCGGCGCUGCUACGUCAGCGUCGCCGUUCUCAACGACUUCCUCUACGCCAUGGGGGGUUUUGACGGACAGACGCGCCUUAACACAGCGGAACGGUACCAGCCCGAGACAAACCAGUGGACGCUCAUUGCCCCCAUGCAUGAGAGGAGAAGUGACGCAAGCGCGACCACGCUGCACGAAAAGGUGUAUAUCUGUGGAGGGUUCAACGGAACCGAAUGCCUGAUCACAGCCGAAGCGUACAACGCCACCACGCACCAAUGGACCCUGAUCGCCCCGAUGAACAGCAGGAGGAGUGGAGUAGGAGUGAUUGCGUACGGAAACCAAGUGUAUGCGGUCGGGGGAUUCGAUGGAGUCAACCGCCUUCGCAGCGCGGAAGCUUACAACCCCCUUGCCAACACAUGGCGCAACAUCCCCAACAUGUUCAGUCCUCGCAGCAACUUUGGCAUUGAGGUGGUGGAUGACCUUUUGGUUGUGGCUGGCGGCUUUAACGGCUUUACUACUGUUUCCCACGUGGAGUGUUAUGACGAAAACGCUGACGCGUGGUACGAUAUUGAGGACAUGAGCAUCAACCGCAGCGCUCUGAGCUGCUGUGUGGUGCCAGCUCUAGCGAACAUCAGGGAGUACGUGGCCAGACGAGACUACUACGUGGACACAUCUUCAAGGGAAGUCGGGGUCAUUUCUUCAACAAGUAGCCUGCCUGUAUAA
Molecule: messenger RNA, 1630 nt
Organism: Chroicocephalus ridibundus (black-headed gull)
Lineage: Eukaryota; Metazoa; Chordata; Aves; Charadriiformes; Laridae
Gene: KLHL10
Product: kelch like family member 10
Exons: 4
Coding region: 71-1630 (519 amino acids)
Molecular function (GO): protein binding
Source: RefSeq, a predicted model, not a curated record